GUAACGGGAAAAUGGCUGCCUGUAUACAAGUCGCGCAAAAGACUUCAGUCAAUCGACUGAUUCCCCCGCUUUAUAUGUACUGGAAGCGGGCAAUGAAGCCAGGAAAUACUUUACCAGACAUUGAACUUUAUGAUGGAUCUCCCUCCAGUCCUGUUAAUGUGAGGGAGCUGUACAAGGGAAAGAGAGGGGUGUUGUUUUCGGUGUUAGGAGCCUUUACACCUGGCUGUUCUCAGGCCCAUAUUCCUGAUUAUCUCUCAAACUAUGAACACUUUAAGGACGAAGGCUAUGACUUGAUCUCCUGCGUCGCUGUAAAUGACCCAUUUGUGAUGGAUGCUUGGGGUAAAAUGGUCAACCCAGAUGGGAAAAUAAAGAUGUUAGCAGACCCAAGAGCAGAGUUCACAAAGGCCAUGAAUAUGGAACUCGACUGCACAAAACUGAUGGGAAAUGUGAGAUCUAAAAGGUACUCUCUGGUGAUUGAAGACAGUAUCAUCAAAAGUUGUAACUUGGAGCCAGAUCACACAGGACUUGCCUGUCUGCUGUGUAUACAGAACAUAAAACUUGGAGAGCUACAUCACUGAGGGUCCAUACACACCAGAUCCUGAUCUGUAACUGAUGGGAGCUGAUCCAGAGCUGAUCUGUAACUUUCAAAGGCUGAUCUAGACCUGAUCUGUAAUUGAUGGUAGCUGAUUCAGACCUGAUCUAUAACUGACACAAACUGAAUGUGGCUGUUCCAAUGUGAGCUUGUGUUAAAAUUGAGAAAAAUGAAUAUGGAGAUCAAGUAAUGCUGAAUCCACAAAGUAUGAGAGAAAACAGCAAGGGUUGAAAUAUUAUACAAGAGAAAAGUACAGAGAUUUCAUUUUAGCUCUUGCUGGUUCAUUCUUUGUAUUCAUCAUACGGUAUCCAUAUUCUUAUGUCAUUGCCACAUGUACCGUUACUAUGUCAACUAACACCUCACAUUUUCCAGGUACAUUUCUGCACAUGUUUAAAUGCUGACAAUUAGCUUUCAAAGUUACUAGAUGAAUCUUCUUUUUGAGUUCUACAGAUCUAAUGCAUCUACAGCUUAUGAAUAAGCAACCAGUGGACUGUUUUGUGAGUUGUUUGUAACUCUAUACAUGUAUGUAGUCUUGUUUUGCUAAUGUUUUACUCAUAUUUGUCUCUGUAUUGAACCUGAGCUGAGGGUAAGUGAGGGAUGUGCGUGUGUGAAUGGAUGUUAUUUAUGUGAGAAGAAUCGGAUAAUGAAGAAUGGCAUGAAUCAAAACUUAGAGAUUUUGUCGUGGUUAAUUGAGUACUUAUUGGGAUUGUUUGGAGAAAAAAUAACUCUGUUUAAUUUAGUUGAUAAGGACGGUUUUUGAAUCGUAUUGUUUAUAAAGAUUAAAAGAUCGUAAGUGGUCUUUAUUGUGAUCUGUACUGUUGUUUUGGACAAGUGUGUAUUUUCACAGCAUGCAGUAUUAGAUCUGAAAACUGUAUGAAGAUGGUGUCUUCGAUCCUCAUGAAAGUCAGAAGUGGACGAUAACUGUAAACACCCAACAGCAGAUGAUCAGGAGUGGGUGUAAAGUUCAGUAAGAUAGUUUAUUGUAAGACUGGCUGUUCUACCUUGACCUUUGUCAGAAUUUUGUCAGUUAACAUCAGCAGUUGUUUGAAUGCAUUUUAUCCAUAUAAUGGAUUAUUAUUUUUUAUUUUUUUAUACUUUUUUUUUAGGUUUACUACAGUGCUCACAGUCAUUGUCAGAGUUUAUGAGAACUACUGUAAUUCUUCAAACCCUUCGUAUGUUAGCAAGAUGUUUAUUCAAGCAUAUUCUGAAGGCAUUAUUCUGUGUGGACUCAUAAAAUUAUACUUUUUGUGAAGCUCUGAAAUCAAAUUAAAAAUGUGUAUGAAUUGCGCUGAAAGUUGCUCUUCUGUAUGGAAAAAGGUCGAGGAAUCAGGGUAGUCUUUAUAGCAACUAGUACACACCUUCAAAUGCACCUUUGCUACUGGUUUACUGAUUUUAUAGGUCAGUAAGUGGGUAGGAGUUUAUGAUUGGACCAGAUUAGCAUGUAGAAACCAUUGUAUAUAAAAAGUGCCACGACUUUAGUAAAACUCCGCAGUAGCUUUAGGAACUUGUGUGUAUAAUGUAACUGUGUAACUCUUAUUAAUACUUUCUACAUAAAGCAUUUGUCUGGACAUAGGUUAUGUUUAACUGUGGAACUGCCACAAACUCUGGUCUCAUUUAGGUUCAUAUCUAAGCACAAGAAGAAGUUAACGAGUUACAUUUUGUGCUGUAUGUGAAAAUAACAGAAUCCAUUGUUGAGAAUUCAAUCCACAUUCUUUUAAUAGCUGUGAAACCUGAUAGUUUUGUUAGGAGUGUGCAAAUCUACAACUUGUCUCAGUAAAUCAUCAGGAUUGAGCUCAUUUUUGAGCCGUUAUCAGGAGUAUAAAUAUUGAAGUAUUUUUGUUUCGACAGUUAAAGAUUAAAGGAUAUUUUAAAUAGCUAUUGCACGUGUAUACCUUUGAUAAGUGUUUGGAAGACCAAGUUCUAUAUGAAUCUUUAUACAAAUAAUUUUGAGGAAGUUUUACUGCGGAACAUAAGAUUUGCUUUGUCUUCAUUCAUUUUUAAAUAAAAUGACAACAAAAUCCAGUAUAACUCACCUAAUACUCCUGGUGGAGGGUUUGAUCUUCAGUAUUUACUGUGUACAUUACCUGUUAGGUUUUGUGUGAUGAACGUGUAAUAAGUAUGUAAGACGGUUUUGCGUCGGUGCCAUUUAACCGAAUUAAGUGGAAGCAGAAUUGAUGUAGCAUCUGACAGGUAAUCCUGUAGCCCUAAGACAACAGACCUGAUACUCCAUUCUGUAAUCAUCCCUGGUAUUGUGGGGAAAUUGUUGAUUGUAGUUCAAUGCUAUCGGUUCAGAUGAUUAAUUCAUCAAGAUAUGAACCAUUUACUGUCAGUACUGGUAUCGUACAUGUAAAGAACAAGUCCUUUUAUUUGACACUUACACCCAUCAACAAAAGUACCAUAUGUGCAAUUGAUCUAAAAGUCAACAUUAUUUUGGACACAGCUUUCAAUGCAUUUAUUUAUAAGAUCAAUGUUUGGGGAACUGCAGGUUCCUACAUAUACAUGCAAGUAGCAAGAUGCAGUGAGGAACCUGUGAAGAUCAUUCUCCAGUAAAGUUAUUUUACCCUCCAAAACUUUGUAAAAUGAAAUGUGGUACAAAUGGUGCAAUACCAACAAAAUGUCAUCGCUUAUCAAGUUCAAAUCUCCAGUAUUUACAGUGUCUACAGGCCUACAUGCUAUUGUAUGAUGCCCUCUCAGGUUGGACAGUGACAAAACUACAAAGGCCACUGAUCGGAGAGUACCCUAAAUGACCAUAAAUUUUGUCCAUAACUAACUUACUCAUUUUUCCUGAUUCUGAGGGUUCUGUUGAUUUUAGAAAGGUGUUUUUAAGGUUUGCUUGGAACAUAGAAUGAUAUUCUACUAGAAAGUUGUAAGUUUCACGUCAAAAAACAUUAUUUUGUGACAUUAAUUUUACCUCGAAAAAUACACUUUUGUGGGUUAUUUAGGCUAGUUUAGGUUUUACUUGUGAACUGGCUUUUCAAAAAAAAAGUACAAAGUCUUACAUAAUUGGAUGUUACUAAAUCAUAUCUACCGGUAGUAGGCCUACAGAUAUGUCAAUAUUUUCUGCACCUCUUUGGUAGGAAUUGCAAUUGGUGAUAUGGGCCUGUAUUUUCCCAUACUGCUAAGCAUUGUGUUUUCUACCCGUAUGACCUUAGACAGUUCCUCUCCACACUAAUGCAUGCAAUGCUGCCAGGUGGAGUCAUGUUAUUAAGUGGUUUACUGUAGCUAUCCGGAUCAUCUAGGUUAUCUCUGGUCAAAACCAGAUAAACUUUAACACGUUUUUAGGUCAAACAGGAUUAUUCCAGGUGUUGUGUUGAAGUGGUUGGUCUUGCCAGUGCAUUAAAGUCGUAUUUUCUGCAUAAUAUAUGUAUGUACUUUUCUAUGCAAUAAUAAACAAUCCUUGUUACCUAUUUUAA
Liolophura sinensis is the source of this 4005-nucleotide messenger RNA. RefSeq names its product peroxiredoxin-5, mitochondrial-like. Gene Ontology annotation, cellular component: cytoplasm; mitochondrion; peroxisome. NCBI's taxonomy places the organism in Eukaryota, Metazoa, Mollusca, Polyplacophora, Chitonida, Chitonidae. The transcript is spliced from 6 exons. The coding region runs from base 12 to 578 and encodes 188 amino acids. Gene Ontology annotation, molecular function: thioredoxin peroxidase activity. The record is from RefSeq and is a predicted model, not a curated record. Gene Ontology annotation, biological process: cell redox homeostasis; hydrogen peroxide catabolic process; cellular response to oxidative stress.